Molecule: messenger RNA, 1807 nt
Organism: Ananas comosus (pineapple)
Lineage: Eukaryota; Viridiplantae; Streptophyta; Magnoliopsida; Poales; Bromeliaceae
Product: NAC domain-containing protein 43-like
Exons: 3
Coding region: 337-1425 (362 amino acids)
Biological process (GO): regulation of DNA-templated transcription
Molecular function (GO): DNA binding
Source: RefSeq, a predicted model, not a curated record
CUUCUUUUCCCUCUUCUCUACCCUUAAUUAUAGGCGGUGGGUGGCUCUUCUCUGUUGUAGCAAAACUAACCCCACUAAGCACAAGUACACCAAGAACAUAGAAUGAUAUGUAACAUUAAUUAACCUUUUCCUCGUGUCCUCCUCUACCCUUCCGUUUAACCACUAUAUAAAUGGCCACCUUUAGCCUACCUCUUUCCUCCACAACAGCACCUUACUUCAUUACACCCUUCUCUCUCUCUACUUCUUUCUACUGGCCUUUUGCUCUUCCCUUAUUGCCCAUAAAGACUAGAUCUCAACUUUUUAGCUCUUUGCUAGGCUCUGCGAAGGAAUUUGGAGAUGAGCAUAACAGUUAAUGGCCAAUCAUGCGUUCCCCCGGGCUUUCGCUUCCAUCCGACAGAGGAGGAGCUCCUCAACUACUACUUGAGGAAGAAGGUGGCCUCCGAGAAGAUUGAUUUGGACGUCAUCCGUGACGUCGAUCUCAACAAGCUGGAGCCAUGGGACAUCCAAGAUAAAUGCAGGAUUGGCUCCACGCCGCAGAACGACUGGUAUUUCUUCAGCCACAAGGACAAGAAGUAUCCGACUGGAACCCGAACCAACCGGGCAACGGCUGCCGGUUUCUGGAAGGCCACAGGCCGCGACAAGGUCAUCUACACAAGCUUCAAAAGGAUCGGCAUGCGGAAGACGCUCGUCUUCUACAAAGGCCGAGCCCCGCAUGGGCAGAAGUCUGACUGGAUCAUGCAUGAGUAUCGCCUCGACGAUCACCUCGAUGCCUCCGGUACAAGUAAUGGAGAAACAACCCAAGAGGAUGGGUGGGUGGUGUGCAGAGUCUUCAAGAAGAAGAACCACAACAAAGCCAUGGACAACCCAAACAGCUGUUCUUCAGUGACUAGCGAUGCUGCAACACUUCAGUACAAAGCCUGUGAUGAUGCGUUAGAUCACAUCCUGCAGUACAUGGGCCGAUCGUGCAAGCAAGAGAUCGAGUCCCUUAACAAUCGCAGCGUCCUCGCCAACAGCACCAAUAUUCUCGCUGCGAGAUACCUAAGGCCGAUCGAGACGGUCGAAAGGUUCAUGAAGCUGCCGGCUCUCGAGAGCCCUUCGAGCCUUACGCCACCGCCGCCCAUCCAGGAGACCGUCCAAGUUGUUGAACGUAACAUGAAUCAACAUUACUACGCAGCCGAGAGAGGAAUGACCGACUGGGCUGUGCUGGACAGGCUCGUCGCGUCUCACCUUAACGGCCAAUCCGAGGUAUCGAAGCAGCUAGCGUGCUUCGAGGACGACCCCGCGGGCUUCGCGUUCUGCUCCUCUACCAAACUACUAGGCAGCAGCCAGGACUACCAGCAGGAUAACGGCGGCGACGGGGAUCUGUGGAGCCUGACGCGAUCGGCUUCGUCGGCACCAGAUAGUAUCAGCCAUGUGUCUUUAUAACGGAACCGCGCACUAACUGGUUGCUGAAAGGUUGGGUGCCGGGAAGUCAAUAUUGCUCUGAAAAGCGCUUUACUGUGUAAAUAAUUGCAAUCAAAUUAAGACUUGAGGUUGUUCACCCCGAUAUACAUAAUUAAUAAUAAAAGUGAUUUGAAUGAGAGAGAGAGAGAGAGAGAAAGAGAGAUAGUGUGUGCAGUGUGUGCGUGCUGGAGAGAGAGUGAGAGAGAGAGAAAGAGAAAAGAGAGAGAGAGAGAGAGAGAGAGAGAGAGAGAGAGAGUUAAGUGAGAUGGAGUGGCGCUAUCAAGGCCAUGAUCUCUUUGUUAACCCAGAAUAUUGGUCUAUCUAAUUAAUGCUGUUAGGAGAAUGGAAAGCCUUUUUUUUUCUA